GUCAACGUGGAGAUACGAUGCAAAAUUCUGUUUCAUUUCAAUCCUUCUAAGGUUAGACUGAAUUCGUCAUAUCAUAAUGAACAUUAUUAUUGCAUCAUAAUUGGAAUUAGGACGAUAAUUUCUUCUUUCCCAACUGCGUGGAAGCAACCCAACUUGCAGAACCGCCAUUGAAACACCUCCAAGAGUUGACCUUUUCCCCAUCCUUAAAUCCAAAACCCAACAAAAACUGCAGAAAAUUUCUUUCUUUUUUCCCAGAUCGGCCUCUGAAUCCAGACACCAACACAUGGAGUCCCGAAUCCAAGUCCUUGUCUUGCUCUUAUGUCUCUCUUCCUUCGCCGCGACAACAAUGGCGCAGCAACCUUACGUGGCAACAGCGACAACGGAUUGCUCCAUCUCCGACAACUCAACCUCUGUGCUGGGUUACUCUUGCAAUGGCCUCAACCGCACUUGCCUUGCUUACGUCAUUUUCCGUUCCCGACCUCCCUUCUCCUCCGUCUCCGCGGUCUCUUCCCUCUUCGCCGCCGACUCAUCUCUCGUCUCCGCCAUUAACGCCGUCUCUGAGUCCGACACGUUUUCUCCCGACAAACAAGUCAUCGUCCCUGUCUCCUGUUCUUGCUCCGGAGAUUAUUCUCAGGCGAACAUCAGUUACACGGUUCAGCAAGGUGAUUCCUAUUUCAUCGUAGCGAACGACACGUUACAAGGGCUGUCGACAUGUCAGGCGAUGGAGAAACAGAACAGCGUGUCUGCUAGGGCGCUGUUCCCAGGUAUGAGGAUCGUUGUCCCUCUUCGAUGCGCAUGUCCCACCGCCAAACAGGUUCGUGACGGUGUGAACUAUCUUCUGAGCUAUACGGUGGCUUUCGGCGAUUCAAUUAUGGCGGUUUGCCAGAGAUUCGGGGUCGACACAAGCAAAACCCUAGAAGCUAACGAGCUGUCUUUACAGAAUUCGGAGAUUUUCCCUUUCACGACCCUUCUGAUUCCAUUACAGGAUCCUCCUUCAAGCACCGGAGCGGCGGGUCCUCCUCCUCCGCCGGUUUCACCGCCAGCUUCGCCGCCGCCCCGGAACGGACAGAGCUCGAACAGAACAUGGGUUUAUGUUCUUGUCGGCGUACUUGCAGGUGCUGCAGUUUUAGGCGGAUUGAGUGUCGCCAUUUUCUGUUUGGUUCCCAGGAAAACGAGGACAGAGGAGAAAGCAGAAACCUUGGAGGGGAGUGACAAUAACAGCUGCGAAGCGAAAAAAACACCAUUCUCGGAUCAAAAAACCGAUCCAGACGAAAUGUUGAAUAGCUUGUCAAGCGUAAUUGCUGAAUCCCUGAAAGCGUACAAGUUUCAGGAACUCCGGUCAGCAACCGCAGAUUUCAGCCCGUCGAGCUCAAUCGGAGAAUCCGGAUACCUCGGAAGAAUCAAUGGCGAUUAUGCAGUGAUCAAGAAAAUCGACGGAGAUGUAUCGGAGGAGAUAAACUUGCUGUCCAAACUCAACCAUUUCAACAUCAUCCGCCUCUCUGGGUUCUGUCUCCACAAUGAUGACUGGUACUUAGUGUACGAACACGCUUCAAACGGAAGCUUAAGCGACUGGAUUCAUGACAGGAGCCAUGGUUCUGUACGGUUCUUGAGCUGGACACAGAGAAUGCAGAUUGCAUUGGGCGUGGCGACAGGGCUUAACUAUUUACACAACCAGACAGAUCCACCGUAUGUCCACAAGGACAUAAACAGCAGGAACAUCCUCCUCGACACAGAUUUCAGGGCAAAGAUUGUGAAUUUCCAGCUCGCGAGAUCGACAGAAGGGGCAAACGGGCAAGAUCUUAUACUGACAAGGCACGUCGUCGGAACACAAGGGUAUCUCGCUCCAGAAUACUUGGAACACGGGUUAGUCUCGACGAAACUGGACGUCUACUCUUUUGGAGUUUUGCUGUUGGAGAUUUUCACGGGUAAAGAAGCUGCAGAACUAAACAAGCAGAUAGACAUGGCUAAUCGGAUGAAUCAAGAAGACGAGAUAUACCGGUUAUGGGAGCAGCUCAUCGACCCUUCUCUUCAAGGCAUCUACCCGGUCGAUCUUGCGAGAUUCUUUGUCAGAUUGCUCGUGAAUUGUCUGCAGAAAGAUCACGUGAGCCGCCCAUCAAUGGAGGACAUCGCUCAGUCUUUCUCCAGGAUCUUGAUGGCUUCACUGACCUGGGAAUCAUCAUACAAUCUCUCCGGGCAACCGAGUACUUAAACAAGAACUAAAUCAGAUC
Molecule: messenger RNA, 2228 nt
Organism: Tarenaya hassleriana
Lineage: Eukaryota; Viridiplantae; Streptophyta; Magnoliopsida; Brassicales; Cleomaceae
Product: lysM domain receptor-like kinase 4
Exons: 2
Coding region: 284-2209 (641 amino acids)
Biological process (GO): protein phosphorylation
Molecular function (GO): ATP binding; protein kinase activity
Source: RefSeq, a predicted model, not a curated record